Messenger RNA from Ipomoea nil (Japanese morning glory), 906 nucleotides. RefSeq lists its product as uncharacterized. Bases 129 to 800 code for a protein of 223 amino acids. The record is from RefSeq and is a predicted model, not a curated record. The transcript has 8 exons. Lineage: Eukaryota; Viridiplantae; Streptophyta; Magnoliopsida; Solanales; Convolvulaceae.
AGGAUCGUGCUUUGACUGCUUUCCAUGGCUAAAGGAGGACAUUAGUUUUGACUUGGACUAUCGUCGACUCUGGAUUGGAGACUUGGAGCAGUGUGACGGAGUCCCUUCCCCAGCUGGAGAAACGAAAGAUGGCGAAGAACGAGGUUAUCAGGAAGGCGGAGGAGUUGGUGGAGAAAGCCAUGAAAGGGAACGAUGCAUCUCACGAUGCUGCCCAUGCCUUCAGAGUGCGGGACCUCGCUCUUUCUCUCGCCUGCGAAGAAGGCCUCACUUCAUCUCCCGAUUCCAUGUUUAUUGUGGAGCUGGCUGCUCUUCUGCAUGAUAUAGGAGACUACAAAUAUGUGAGUGACCCAUCUGAGGCAAAAGUUGUUGAAGAAUUCCUUGAAAAUGAAGGGAUAGAGGAGAGCAAGAGGAUAAAUGUUUUGAAGAUCAUAAGGGGAAUGGGGUUUAAAGAGGAAGUUGAAGGUCAUGCAAAUGGUAGUUCCUCACUGGAAUUUGGGGUUGUGCAAGAUGCAGAUCGGCUUGAUGCAAUUGGUGCCAUAGGAAUUGCUAGAUGCUUUACAUUUGGUGGAAGUAGGCACAGAGUUCUGCACGACCCUAAAAUUCUUCCCCGUUCAGAUCUGUCCAAGGAAAAAUACAUGAACAAAGACGAGCAGACAACUAUUAAUCAUUUUCAUGAGAAGCUUCUCAAGCUGAAGGACUUGAUGAAAACUCAGGCUGGGAAGAGAAGGGCUGAAAGGAGGCACAAAGUUAUGGAGGAUUAUCUCAAAGAGUUCUAUGAAGAGUGGGAUGGCAGAGCUUGAACAGAUGCUACGUAUGGCGAGGGUUUGAACAAGAUCUCUGUGUUUUGUACUCUGUUGAACUCCAGCCAGUAAUGUCUACUAGAUUUUGUUAAGGUUUUUGAUUUGA